Molecule: messenger RNA, 2901 nt
Organism: Vicia villosa (hairy vetch)
Lineage: Eukaryota; Viridiplantae; Streptophyta; Magnoliopsida; Fabales; Fabaceae
Exons: 4
Coding region: 1-2901 (966 amino acids)
Molecular function (GO): RNA-DNA hybrid ribonuclease activity; nucleic acid binding
Source: RefSeq, a predicted model, not a curated record
AUGGCAGCCAUGGAAGCCGCUAGAUUGUCGAAUGAUGAGAAGGCGGCGGCGAGAUUUUUUGAUGCUCAAAGGGAGUAUAAUAAUAUUCUUACAAAAGAAGAAAUUUUCUGGAAACAAAGAGCCAAGAUGCAUUGGUUACGACACGGUGAUUCGAACUCGAAAUUCUUCCACAGGCCCGCUACUGUUCGUAAUAAGUUCAAGAAAAUCACCUCGCUUCUGGAUGAGACAGGGGCGGAGGUGAAAGGGCAGGAGGAGUUAUGCCAUGUUACUAAGUCUUACUUUGAACAACUUUUUGAAAUGAAACAGGGGGUGCAUGAUCCGGUCCUAAACUGUAUGUCACCGGUUAUAUCGCAAGAGGACAAUAGGAAGUUGAUGACUCAAAUUACUAAAGCGGAACUCUUUGAAGCUCUGACCCAAAUGCAUCCGGAUAAAUCUCCUGGCCCCGAUGGUUUUAAUCCAACCUUUUAUCAACAUUUUUGGGAGCUUUGUGGGGAUGAUAUUUUUAUGGCAGCUUCGACAUGGCUGGAAAGGGGAUUCUUUCCCUCUCAUCUUAAUGAAACCAACAUAUGUCUUAUUUCGAAGUGUGCAAAUCCGAGAGAUAUGAAGGAACUCCGACCCAUAUCUCUUUGUAAUGUUGUUUAUAAGUUGAUUGCCAAAUUGCUUGCAAAUCGUCUGAAGAUUGUUCUUAAUAAGUGUGUCUCAGAGGAGCAGUCGGCGUUUGUUGAGGGGAGGUCGAUCCUUGAUAAUGCUUUGGUGGCCACGGAAAUUAUUCAUUCUUUAAAAAGGAAGACGACUGGUAACAAGGCUCACCUUGCAUUAAAGAUCGAUAUUAGUAAAGCUUAUGAUAGAGUUGAUUGGGGUUUUCUGCGUGGUGUUCUCCUUCGUAUGGGUUUUGAUGAGAAUUGGAUUCACUGGCUUAUGAUGUGUGUGACAUCGGUGCACUAUUCUGUUCUUGUAAACUCCGAUAGAAUUGGACCCAUUAUUCCAGGACGAGGACUUAGACAAGGCGACCCUUUAUCGCCGGAAAAUAUUGUGGAAGCAUCUAAUCUUAUGGAGAUUCUUAACAUUUAUACCGAGGCAACUGGGCAGGAGAUCAACCUAGCAAAAUCUGAAGUGUUUUUCAGUCGCAAUCUGAGUGGUCCCGCACAAGAAGACUUAGCCCACCUGAUGGGGGUUAGGAGGGUUUUGGGAACGGGGAAGUAUUUGGGGUUACCAUCCAUGAUCGGCAGGAGUAAGAAGGCGGUGUUCUCUUUUAUUAAGGAUAGGAUCUGGAAAAGAAUCAAUUCGUGGAGUGGUAGAUCCUUAUCUAAAGCUGGUAAAGAGGUCAUGAUUAAGUCUGUCCUACAGUCGAUAACGGCUUACAUUAUGAGUGUUUAUUUGAUUCCGGAUGGAGUGGUGAAUGAUAUUGAAAAAAUGCUGAAUUCUUUUUGGUGGGGAGGUGGUGGUAAUAACAAAGGCAUAAGGUGGUUAGCUUGGGAUCGUAUGACUACUACGAAAAGUGAAGGAGGUUUGGGGUUUAGAGAUUUUAAAUCCUUUAAUAUGGCUAUGAUAGCGAAACAAGGAUGGAGCAUUUUGUCGAAACCAAAUUCUCUUGUAGCAAGAAUUUUCAAAGCAAGGUACUUCCCGCACUCUUCAUAUCUUACUUCUCUUAUUGGUAAUAAUCCAAGUUUUGUGUGGCGAAGUUUGUGGAAGGCAAAGGCCGUUAUUAAGCAGGGUUGUAGGUGGUCUAUUGGUGAUGGUAGUAACAUUAAGGUUAUCCAUAUUUUUGACUCCGAAGGAGCGACGAGUAUUCUUCGAGUACCCCUUAUAGAGGAUGUGAAGGAGGAUAGGCUGAUUUGGAACGAGGAGCAAAAUGGGGAAUAUAGUGUGAAAUCGGGGUAUAAAAUUUGGAAUGGUCUUCAUAGGAACACUCAUUUUCAUAAUACUGAAGGGAGAUGGAAGAGUAUUUGGAGUAUCUCUGCACCACCAAGAGCUAAACAUUUGCUUUGGCGGAUUUGCAAAGAAUGUCUACCGAUGCGUACAAAGCUUCGACAGCGUCAUGUUCAAUGUCCGUCUGUUUGCCCUUGGUGUGAGGGUGAGGAUGAAGAUGAUUGGCAUAUUUUUUUCGGAUGCGUCUCAAUUAAUCAGAGCUGGCGGGCAGCAGGUUUGUCAUCUAUUAUAGAUCCUCGGUUGCCUAAUUUCAUUGAUGCUAAGUCCCUUAUCUUUGAUGUUUGUAGUCGGGAGGAUCGAAGGGAUGCGGGCCGGUUUGCUGUGUUGCUUGAAACCCUUUGGCGGAGUAGGAAUAAUAAGGUUUGGCAAGAUAUCAGGGAUGAUGCGUUGAGGAUUGGUAUCCAAGCUUAUCAUAACUGGUAUGAUUGGUUUUUAGCUAGAGAUGAGCAUAAUUUAGCGGCGGGUAAUAAUUUACCUAUAAGUUGGAGUCCGCCAUCAGUUAAUCACUUGAAAUGUAAUGUUGAUGCAGGUUUCAAUAAUGUGUGUGGUACAACAAAUAGAGGGUGGUGCUUUAGAGACCACUUUGGAAGGUUUAUAUCGGCAGGGGUGUCCUGGGAUGUGGGUCUUCUCUCCGUUGUCGAAGCUGAAGCAACCGCUUUAAAGGAAGCAAUCGAAAAUGCUAUUUUUCUUCAGUUAUCCCACGUCAUUUUUGAAACUGAUUGUCAGAAUGUCACUAAGGCUAUUUAUGCUUCUCAUAUACCUCAACUUGAAAAUCAAGAGGCGGAUGAUCUGGCUCAUAUUGCUUCUGGAUACAAAGCAUCGAAAGGAAAGUUGGAAGACUUGAUCGAAGUUCGAGGAAGGGUGAUGGCAAUAAGAUUAUCUCCGUCGGAUUUGGAAAUGACAAAAUUAGGAUAUGCAUACCCUGAAAAUUUCAAGAUAUUUUCCAUUGACAGUUUGACGGAUAUAGAUUAG